This is a messenger RNA of Eubalaena glacialis (North Atlantic right whale), 3114 nucleotides long. RefSeq names its product desmoglein 1 (gene DSG1). Gene Ontology annotation, biological process: homophilic cell-cell adhesion. Gene Ontology annotation, molecular function: gamma-catenin binding; calcium ion binding. NCBI's taxonomy places the organism in Eukaryota, Metazoa, Chordata, Mammalia, Artiodactyla, Balaenidae. Gene Ontology annotation, cellular component: plasma membrane; desmosome. The record is from RefSeq and is a predicted model, not a curated record.
AUGAACUGGCCCUUCUUCAGAACAGCUGCAGUGCUGUUCAUUUUCCUGGUGGUGCUGGAAGUUAACAGUGAAUUUCAAAUCCAGGUCAGAGAUUAUAACACUAAAAAUGGCACCAUCAAGUGGCAUUCCGUCAGGAGGCAAAAACGUGAGUGGAUCAAGUUCGCUGCAGCCUGCCGUGAAGGUGAGGACAACUCAAAGAGGAACCCAAUUGCCAAAAUUCACUCAGAUUGUGCUGCAAACCAGCAAGUUACAUACCGCAUCUCUGGAGUAGGAAUUGAUCAACCACCUUAUGGAAUCUUUGUUGUUAAUCAAAAAACUGGUGAAAUUAAUAUAACAUCCAUAGUUGAUCGAGAGGUCACCCCGUUUUUCAUUAUCUAUUGUCGGGCUGUGAAUUCACUGGGCCAAGAUUUGGAGAGAAUUCUUGAGCUCAGAGUCAGGGUUUUGGAUAUAAAUGACAACCCUCCGGUAUUUUCUAUGUCUACUUUUCUGGGACAAAUAGAAGAAAAUUCUAAUGCCAAUACACUGGUGAUGAUGCUCAAUGCUACUGAUGCAGAUGAACCAAAUAAUUUGAACUCCAAAAUAGCCUUCAAGAUCGUAAGACAAGAACCUCCUGAUUCAACAAUGUUUAUUAUCAACAGAUACACUGCAGAAAUUCGAACAAGGAAUAAUUUUCUGGACAGAGAGCAAUAUGGCCAGUACUCUCUAUUUGUAAGAGGCUCAGACCGAGAUGGUGGGGCAGAUGGAAUGGCAGCAGAGUGUGAAUGCAGCAUUAAAAUCCUCGAUGUCAAUGAUAACAUCCCAUACAUGGAACAGUCAUCAUAUUCUAUAAGUAUUGAAGAAAAUGCUCUAAAUUCAAAUUUGCUCCAGAUUAGAAUAAUUGAUUUGGAUGAGGAGUUCUCAGCUAACUGGAUGGCAGUCAUUUUCUUUAUCUCUGGAAAUGAGGGAAAUUGGUUUGAUAUAGAAAUGAAUGAAAGAACAAAUGUGGGAACUUUAAAGGUUAUUAAGCCCCUAGAUUAUGAAGCUAUGAAGAAUCUGCAACUUAGUCUUGGUGUUAGAAAUAAAGCUGAAUUUCAUCAAUCAAUUAUGUCUCAAUAUAAACUCACAGCAACUGCAGUCUCUGUGACUGUGUUAAAUGUAGUUGAAGGCUCAGUGUUCCGUCCAGGUUCAAAGACAUUCACAGUAACUAGAGAGAUGGGACAAAGCUAUCAAUUGGGAGACUUUAUAGCUACUGAUCUGGACACAGGUCUACCUUCAACCACUGUUAGAUAUGUAAUGGGAAGUAAUCCAGCUGGCCUAAUCGCUAUUGACUCAAAAACGGGCAUAAUUAUUUUGAGAAAUAAAGUUACUGUUCAACAAUAUGAAAUGCUUAAGGAAAAAUACCAAGGAACAAUUCUAUCUAUAGAUGAUGCUCUUCAAAGAACUUCUACUGGUACAAUUAUUAUUAAACUUGAAGAUGAUGAACCUUCUAAUAACAAUACCAGUACUAGCACAAAUGGCCUUACUUCCUCAGAUGUUACCACUAAUACCCACAAAAACGAUGUCACGGUUAGCACAAACACUUUUCAUGAUGGUCACUCCACUGCUUUUAAUCUAAAAAACAAUGAUAAUGUACAUUUUGGUCCUGCUGGCAUUGGACUACUCAUCAUGGGAUUCUUGGUCCUAGGAUUGGUCCCAUUUUUGUUGAUGUUUUGUGACUGUGGAGGUGUCCCUGGUAGCGGGGCCAGAUUUAAGCCUGUUCCUGAAUGUUUGGAUGGAGCAAUUCAUUCGUGGGCGGUGGAAGGAGCGCAGCCCAAACUUGUGGAUUUGACCAAUAUCUCUGCACCACAAAUACCACCCAAUAACGCAGAUAUUAUUGAGUGCCUUGACAACUCAGGGGUUUACACAAAUGAGUAUCGUGGCAGAAAAAUGCAAGAUCUGGGAGGAGGAGAAAAAACGACAGCAUUGGAAGUAGUGGAUGGAGUUAAAACAUCAGGAGCACCUAAGAUAUGUCAAGAAUAUUCUGGAACAUUAAGAAGAAGUUCUAUGAGGGAAUGUAGAGAAGGAGGGCUGAAUAUGAACUUCAUGGAAAAUUACUUCUGCCAGAAAGCAUAUGCUUAUGCAGAUGAAGACGAAGCACGCCCAUCCAAUGACUGUUUGCUCAUAUAUGAUAUUGAAGGUGUAGGUUCCCCUGCGGGCUCUGUGGGUUGUUGUAGCUUCAUUGGAGAAGACUUGGAUGACAGCUUUUUGGAUACACUGGGGCCUAAAUUUAAGAAGUUGGCAGAUAUCAGCCUGGGAAAAGGAGUUGAACCAUAUCCAGACCCUGAUCCCUCUUGGCCACCUGACAGCACUGAACCGACCUGCCCUCUGCAGGGAACAGAGCCCAUUGGUGGUGGACACCCACACAUCUCCCCACAUUUCGGCACCACCACCAUCAUUUCUGAGAGUACCUACUCUUCGGGACGUGGGGUACAGCACCCUAUUCCUGAUCCUCUGGGCUAUGGUAAUGUCACUUUAACUGAGUCUUACACCACCUUGGGCACUCUGAAGCCCUCUGUCCACGUUUACGAUAACCAACAUGCAUCAAACGUGGUGGUGACAGAGAGGGUGGUCGGCCCAAUCUCUGGUGUCAAUCUGCAUGGGAUGUUAGAGAUGCCUGACUUGAGAGAUGGGUCAAAUGUUAUAGUGACAGAAAGGGUAAUAACACCCGGUUCAAGCCUGCCCUCCACUUUGACCCUCCCUGAUCCUAGAGAGUCUUCAAAUGUAGUAGUGACAGAAAGAGUAAUCCGGCCAAAUUCCGGCCUAGUGGGCAAUCUGAGUGUGCACUCCGAUUUAUCAAACACCCGCAAUGUGAUUGUGACAGAGAAGGUAGUUUCAGUAACCGGCAUUAGUGGCCCAGCUGGGCUAGGUGGAGGCAGUGGCCUAGGCAACAGUGGCCUGGUGGGCAAUGGUGGUGGCAUUGGGCUGAGCAGCCUGGGAGGGGGCGGGGGCCUGAGUAGCAGCAUCGGGGGCACAUCCACCAUUGGCCACUUGAGGGGCUCCUCUGAGCAUCACUUUAGCAAUACCCUAGGAUCUGCCUCCCCUAUCACGGCCCAAAGUCGAAUCACAAAGUACGGUACAGGACAAUAUACCAAGUAG